Molecule: messenger RNA, 830 nt
Organism: Andrographis paniculata
Lineage: Eukaryota; Viridiplantae; Streptophyta; Magnoliopsida; Lamiales; Acanthaceae
Exons: 1
Coding region: 68-448 (126 amino acids)
Source: RefSeq, a predicted model, not a curated record
UUUUGAAGAUCACUGUUUCGUUUUGUAAGGUAGUUUGGAAAAGGAAAAGGUUUCUUCCAUUCCAUCGAUGGCGGCGGUAUACUGUUGCAGGGAGUGCGGCGCCAAUUUGAAUCUGGACGCGGCGGAGCUCUUCCCUCCGGACUUCUAUUUCGAGGCCGGCAACAAGAAGACGCUUUCGUUCUCCGCCGUGGAUUCUUCAAAGUUCAGGUUCGAGAAAGAGGACAAAAUCAGGCCCUUUUUCGAGACAGUUAAUUAUUGGGGCAUCCAGCGGAAACGCAUCAAAAUUAAGUGCAACAGCUGCACCAAAGUGGUGGGUCACAUCUACGACGACGGUCCGCCGUUGACGAACAGCAUCGGGCAGCUCGGCUUCGGGCCCAGCCAGGCCGUGCCUAGAAACCCUAGAUUCAGGUUCAAGAACAAGGCCUUGUCAAUAAAUUCUCAAACUUAACAGAAAUCUUUAGAUAUAUAUAUCUGUUGAUUGUGUACAUGAUAAAUAGGGUUGAAGAUAUGAUGUGGUCCAAACAUGGGUGAAUUUCUUUGUGUUGUCGAUGGAAUAAUUAAGAAGAUUCAUGUGCUGCCUUUUCCAUCCCUCUCUAAUGGUUUAACCCAAAUUGGAAAUUGAGGGUUCUUGGCACUAUUCCAUUUGUGAGCUAUAUAUAGCUAGCUAGCUAACUUCAUUCAUGGAUUUGAUGAUGUUCUAAAGAUGUUUCACUAACUAAUUAUUGAUCCAUUGUUGUGAUAAAUCACUUCAAUCUUGAUUAGCUGUUGAAACUGUGACUGUCCUCAUUUAAUCAAUCAAUCAAUCAAUUAUCUAGUUUAUUCCAUGUUCA